AUGGAGCGUGAAAUCCCUGACCAGGUAGAGCCAGUGAACCAGCUUAGUGAAGGGGAGCAGAGGAGACACUUUCUUCAUCCUGCAAAUGAGCUGUUUGACUGGGGGGAAAACCUGCUGGUUCUUACUGUUGCCACCAAGCAGACCGAGGGAUUCCAACGCUUUAGAAGAUCAGCCCGAUUCUUCAACUACAAAGUCCAGGUGCUGGGGCUGGAUGAGGAAUGGCAGGGUGGAGAUGACAAGAAGCCAGCAGGAGGUGGGCAGAAGGUCCGUCUCUUGAAAUCAGCUUUGAAGCAGUAUGCGGAUAAGGAAGACUUGAUCAUCCUUUUCGUAGAAAGCUAUGAUGUACUCUUUGCUUCGGGCCCCACAGAACUGCUGAAGAAGUUCAAACAAGCCAAGAGCAAGGUGGUUUUCUCAGCAGAGAACUACAUCUAUCCAGACAGAAAGUUGGAAGCCAAGUAUCCUCAGGUGCGAGAUGGAAAGCGCUUCCUGGGUUCUGGAGGCUUCAUAGGUUAUGCUCCAAACCUGAAGAAGCUUGUGGAGGAGUGGAAGGGACAGGACGAUGACAGUGACCAGCUCUUCUAUACAAAUGUCUUCUUGGAUCCAGAAAAAAGAGAAAGUAUCAACAUCAGUCUAGACCAAAGAAGCCGGAUCUUCCAAAACCUAAAUGGAGCAUUAGAUGAGGUAGUUCUGAAGUUUGAAAACUCAAGAGUGAGAGCAAGAAACUUGUUAUAUGACACUCUGCCUGUGGUGAUUCAUGGAAAUGGACCCACCAAGCUGCAGUUGAACUACCUGGGAAACUACAUUCCUCAAAUAUGGACAUUUGAGACUGGCUGUACUGUGUGUGAUGAAGGUCUGCGAAGCCUCACAGGGUUUAAGGAUGAAGCAUUGCCAAUGGUUCUGAUUGGCAUUUUCAUCGAGCAGCCCACACCAUUCCUCUCCCAGUUUUUCUUGCGGCUUCGUAACCUUCAUUAUCCAAAGCAACGAAUCCAGCUCUUCAUUCACAACAAUGAGCAACAUCACUUGAUGCAGGUGGACUCUUUUGUUAAAGAGCAUGGCAAAGACUAUCUCGCCAUCAAAGUCAUUGGACCAGAUGAUGAGGUGGAGAAUGCUGAGGCGCGUAACUUAGGCAUGGAUUUGUGCAGAAAGGAUCCUGACUGUGACUAUUACUUUAGCCUGGAUGCUGAGAUAGUUCUGAAGAACACAGAGACUCUAAGGAUCCUGAUCGAACAGAACAAGCUGGUGAUUGCCCCACUGGUAAGCCGUCAUGAGAAGCUGUGGUCAAAUUUCUGGGGAGCGCUGAGCCCUGAUGGAUACUAUGCCCGCUCAGAAGAUUAUGUGGAUAUUGUUCAAAGGCGGAGGGUUGGGCUUUGGAACGUUCCCUACAUCAGCAGUGUUUACAUGGUUAAAGCCAAGGCUCUGCGAUCAGAACUUGACCAGGGAGAUCUCUUCCACAGUGGCAAGCUGGAUGCUGACAUGGCUUUCUGCCAUAACGUUCGGAAUCAGGGAGUCUUUAUGUACCUGACAAAUCGGCAUCAGUUUGGACACAUACUGUCCCUGGAGAAUUAUCAGACAACUCACCUCCACAAUGACCUCUGGCAAAUAUUCAGCAAUCCUGAGGACUGGAGGGAAAAGUACAUCCAUGAAAACUACACAGCAGCUCUGAAAGGGAAAUUGGUAGAAACGCCUUGCCCAGAUGUUUACUGGUUCCCCAUAUUCACUGACACUGCCUGUGAUGAGCUGGUGGAAGAAAUGGAACAUUAUGGCCAGUGGUCCACAGGUGACAACACGGACAGCAGAAUACAAGGUGGAUAUGAGAACGUCCCAACUAUUGACAUACACAUGAACCAAAUUGGCUUUGAAAGAGAAUGGUAUAAGUUUCUUCUGGACUAUAUUGCACCCAUCACAGAAAAACUGUACCCAGGAUACUAUACCAAGGCUCAGUUUGAGCUAGCCUUUGUAGUUCGCUACAAACCUGAUGAGCAGCCUUCUUUAAUGCCCCAUCAUGACGCUUCCACCUUUACAAUUAACAUUGCUUUGAACCGAGUUGGAAUAGACUAUGAGGGAGGAGGCUGCCGGUUCCUGCGCUACAAUUGCUCCAUUCGAGCUCCACGGAAAGGGUGGACCCUCAUGCAUCCAGGACGCCUGACCCACUAUCAUGAAGGUCUUCCAACCACCAAAGGAACCCGUUAUAUCGCAGUGUCCUUUCUUGACCCCUAGAGCCGUGCUUCACAGGAAGGACCUUUCCCUGGCCCUGCUCACUGCUGACUUUGAGUGGAAACAGGGAAUGCUGCUGAGAGUUUCUAAGGCAUUGAUCAAAGCUAUUUGGAUAUUGAUUUUUAAUGAUAUUUUAAGACUCCACUACUGGAAGAUCUCCCUCUCCGAUACUGCAGGUAAUAUCUAGGAAUAUUGCUGUAGAAUUUGGAAGGAGAUUUUGUGCCUUCAUUUCUGAUUUCUGCUCCUCAUCUGCUGUUUCUUGGAAACGCGAUUUACUUGAACCUUCACUGAUUGGUUGGCUUUACAAAAAUGCUUUCUUGGACUGGAAAUCCAGGUUUUUGGAGGAUCACAAGCUCUCUCUCCAAGUAGCUGGAAGCCCAUUUUCAUCCACAGCGUACACGGGACCGGACACUAAACAAUAAUUCGUGGAUACUAUUCCAAAUAUAAACCAAUCAGGGAGCUGACUCCAGCAGUCGUAACAGUUAAAUUUCAUACCAGAUGAAACUCAGUAAUAAGAGCCUGAAGAUCAUCUGAUUCCUUACCUCUUUGCAGUCCUUGGAAGCAUAUCACACCGUUCAAAGCAGCAGCAGUGGCAAUACAGGUGCUUCUGGUUAGCUAAAGGAAGGUCCACUAAUGAUACCUCUGGGAUUAGAAUGAAGAGAUAAAAAUAGGUCCCUGGAUGUAUUUAAAAGCUGGGUAGAUGAGGUGCUUAGAGACAUGGUUUAGUAGUGGACAGGUAUGGUUGGACUUGAUGAUCUUAAAGGUCUUUUCCAGCCAAACGAUUCUAUGAAAGUCUCCCUAUCUUCUAUUACUGCAGGUAAAAGAAUACAUACCCAGACAAAUUGAGACUGUGUUGGUAUGCAUAGAUAAAAUGUAGGAAAGAGAAGACAAGAUCAGUCAUGAGAGCUUCACUGCUGAGUUGUUUCUGUUCCAUCUCAUGUUAAGAUUGUUCAAAGCUCUCAUCAACCUCUGGAUAAUGACCCAGAGGUCCCAGUGGUCUUUGUGGCCUCGUUCCAGUUCUCAGAGAUUGUUUUGAUGAUGUUCUUUGCAUCUAAUUUGAAUGGGCCAUCAAAGAGCUGUUCUCUGGUACUAAGGGAAAUCAUUAUUCAGUGUUUCUAUUAUUUGAGAUUCCAAACCAAACUGCUCCGCUGCAGACACUUCUGGGGUCAAGGCUGAUAGAAAUGAGUGAGGCAAGUGCUGAGAGAUUGUGGUGAACUGGUAGGUGUAAAAAUCUGUCUAGACUAGACCCAUGGUUAGAGAGGGAAGAGGGAGAAACCUUUUCUGCUAUUGCCUGUGAGAUACCUGCUCUGCUUAUCAGGCACCGUUGUGCUCUGGGUCUGCCAGACUAGUGUUUCACAAGCAGUAAAUUCACAUCAUGAUUGUCCUUAGGAAAAAGAAAAUCUUCCUCUUAGUUCUCUGUGUCUCCAGCUUCUGCUGCCCAAUUGUCAGGUGUAGAGCCCCUUCAUCUAGGAUCUCACUGAUGCGGGCAGAAUAGCUUUAGACGUGUACAUUCUGACAGGGAACUUUAUACAAUUCGAGUGGACCCGAGGGAAGCAACAGAGCUUUCCCCGCUGCUUUCUGUGCGCUUCUUAGGGCUGUUGCAAGGCUACGCACUCACGCAUGCCCAAGGGAGAAAAAUCCAGGCAGGGACAAUCAGUUUGAAAAGUAAAAACAACAAUAGAUCUUGUUAGGUGAAAUCCAGAACUAUCUGUUACCGAACGAAGGGACGUGGCAGGCCAAUUGUUGAGAAGAUGUCGAAAAGGUGUAUGUAUUUAUAUUUUUUUCACUUAUUUUGUCGUGCCUUUCCUCCGCCCAGUACGGUGAUUGCAGUCAGUCAGCAGCGUCACACGAGAUGUACGGUUUCAGCCGGGGAACUCGCAUUAAACCCGUACCCCACCCUGGCGCCCUCCGUGCCUUUGAUU
This is a messenger RNA of Egretta garzetta (little egret), 4136 nucleotides long. RefSeq names its product procollagen-lysine,2-oxoglutarate 5-dioxygenase 1 (gene PLOD1). Gene Ontology annotation, cellular component: endoplasmic reticulum. Gene Ontology annotation, molecular function: procollagen-lysine 5-dioxygenase activity; iron ion binding; L-ascorbic acid binding. Gene Ontology annotation, biological process: peptidyl-lysine hydroxylation. The transcript is spliced from 19 exons. The record is from RefSeq and is a predicted model, not a curated record. NCBI's taxonomy places the organism in Eukaryota, Metazoa, Chordata, Aves, Pelecaniformes, Ardeidae. The coding region runs from base 1 to 2217 and encodes 738 amino acids.